Artibeus jamaicensis (Jamaican fruit-eating bat) is the source of this 2488-nucleotide messenger RNA. RefSeq names its product TP53 induced glycolysis regulatory phosphatase (gene TIGAR). Gene Ontology annotation, biological process: regulation of pentose-phosphate shunt; fructose 2,6-bisphosphate metabolic process; negative regulation of programmed cell death. Lineage: Eukaryota; Metazoa; Chordata; Mammalia; Chiroptera; Phyllostomidae. The transcript is spliced from 6 exons. Gene Ontology annotation, cellular component: cytosol. Gene Ontology annotation, molecular function: fructose-2,6-bisphosphate 2-phosphatase activity. The record is from RefSeq and is a predicted model, not a curated record. The coding region runs from base 73 to 894 and encodes 273 amino acids.
CAGGGUUUGGCGGAAGUGGUGUGGGCGAGGUGAACCCGCAGUGCGGAGAAGCGGCGCAGCGCGGUGGAGGGGAUGGCAGCAAUGACACGCUUCGCUCUGAUGAUUGUCCGACAUGGACAAACAAGAUUAAACAAGGAGAAAGUAAUUCAAGGACAAGGGGUAGAUGAGCCUCUUUCAGAAACUGGAUUUAAACAAGCAGCUGCUGCUGGUGUUUUUCUAAAUAAUGUGGAGUUCACUCAUGUUUUCUCCAGUGAUCUCAUUAGGACAAAGCAGACUGUGCAUGGGAUUUUGGAGAAGAGCAAAUUUUGCCAAGAUAUGACAGUAAAGUAUGAUUCAAGACUUCGAGAAAGAAAAUACGGGGUUGCAGAAGGCAGGGGGCUGAGUGAGCUAAGGGCAAUGGCUAAAGCAGCUGGGGAAGAAAUACCUGGGUACACACCACCUGGAGGAGAGACCUUAGACCAGGUGAAGAUGCGUGGAAUAGAGUUUUUUGAAUUUCUUUGUCAACUGAUCUUGAAGGAAGCAGGUCAAAAAGAACCAAUUUCCUCAAAAACUUCAAGCACCAAUUUGGAAACUUCUUUGGCAGAGAUAUUCCCUUUAGAAAAAAACUGUGCCUCCAAAUUUAAUUCAGACAGCAGCGCUCCAGAAUUAGUAGCCAGUGUCUUAGUUGUGAGUCAUGGUGCCUACAUGAGAAGCCUGUUCAAUUAUUUUCUGACUGACCUUAAGUGUUCCUUACCAGCAACUCUGAGCACAUCUGAACUUACAUCAGUCAGUCCCAACACAGGGAUUAGUCUCUUCAUUAUAAACUUUGAGGAAGGAAGAGAAGUUAAACCAACAAUUCAGUGCGUUUGCAUGAACCUACAGGAUCAUCUAAAUGGAGUGACUGAAACUUGCUAAAAAUCUGUUUUGAGCCUCUGAGGGAGGCAGUGCCUUUGACUUUAUUUAUUUUCAUCCUCUGCUAUUGCUGAUUCGGAAACAGUUAAAAAGCUUUCUACUGUAACAGGUAUUAAAGCUUGAAUGGAAUCAUAGCCACAUAAAACACUAAUUGAAAACCAUUUAGAAUUGACUUUUUGUCUGAGUGCAGCUGACAUUUUCCAGAGUAUUUGUACCACUCUGCUUAGUUAUAUCUCUGGAUUGUAAAUGGGUGAAGGAACUCAGUAUUGCAAAUUGGGGGAUUAAUAACCUGAUUAUGUUUUUUUUCUUUUGAUAUUUUUCUUUAAUGUCUGAAAAAUCUAGCUUAUUUUAUUGGCUCUUGAUAAGAUACUGUAUGUUUUGUGCUAUUCCAUCCAGUGCUUGGAAAAAGGAACUAUUUAUAAUUUCCACUGAAUAUUUAUAGUGUUAAUAUGGUAUAUUUUUAAAGUCCUUUAAAUGAAAAGUGCUUACCAUUGUAAGUUUAUAUAAAGCAAAAUGACACAAAUUUUUAAUACAGAAAUCAGCUAUUGGAAUUGUUCACUCUAGAAGGUUUGAUAUGUGAAUAAAUGAAAAUUAGGGUACAGAAUGAUCUGGUGAGGAGGAAGUUAAAGCGUCACUUGAUUUGAAAACAUUGAAGAAGGAAUCUGAGCAGGAAAGAUUAGAUAAGAAAGAAUCUUUCUGUAGGCUGAAGGGUUUAGUGUGGGGACAGCUCCAAAGAAACUAAACAGGUACCAGUGUACUGCACAGAGACCUCAGAAUAAAAGUAUGUGCUUCACUCAAGAAAAAUGGCACUCUGAUAACUGCAGAUGUGAGAUUUGUGGAAGGCACAGAUGAGGUUGCCUCUUUUUCCCACCAGAUGGCAGUGGUGAAAGGGAUUUGGGUUAACUUAAUUUUGUACGUAUGAUUAGGCCCUUAAAAAUCCUGCCUAAAUGAAGACGUGUUUUACAUGUAGUUGCUUUUCAGUUGUCAUGUUGAUGAAUGUUCUGAGUCUCAACUUCUAAAAGAAUUAACACUAAAUUGUGUCAGUUAAGGCUAAAACCAUGUCUAGUCAAUAUUUACUUUGAACAUCAUUGAAGCCAUGGGUGCAGGGUGGCAUUCUGCUGUUCGUGUGUCCAGCACCAGCCGCUUUCCUGCCGGUAUUUGAACAGAGCAUGUGGUUGAGCACCAGGGAAGUACACUGCAAAUGAAAAUUGGACAAAACAACUGAAGGACAAAUAAUUAUAAUAAUAUAUGCAUUCCCAUCAUCCAGAAAUAAUAUCCCCCCUUUUUAGGACAUAACUAGUUGUGAUAUAAGUCAGGGUCCUUACCCAGUCCCUGCAGUCCUGCGCCCUCUUGCGCUCUGCAGCGGUGCCUGCCGCAGCCAGUCUGCAUGCAUGUCCAUCCAUUCUUCACACUUCCACCUGGUGUCAUAAGGCCACAGUAUUAUUUUGGUGUCUUAAAAAUAUACAUAAAUAUCUACAAGCUGUCUGUAUUCUUUAUUUUUACUUAUUUUAUCUUGGGGCUUUUAUGUUGAUUUGUAUACAUCUAUUUAAUACCACUCCUGUUGAAUAAAUAUGGCAUUUUUGUGUAUUCUCCUCUA